Molecule: messenger RNA, 4524 nt
Organism: Dryobates pubescens (Downy woodpecker)
Lineage: Eukaryota; Metazoa; Chordata; Aves; Piciformes; Picidae
Gene: CNTN5
Product: contactin 5
Exons: 26
Coding region: 378-3680 (1100 amino acids)
Molecular function (GO): protein binding
Source: RefSeq, a predicted model, not a curated record
GCUGUCGGCGCGGAUGCCUUCACCUGGGUCUCUUCAGUGAGCGAGGCGAGGAGAGGCAGUCGGGCUCAGCACCAUAAGGGACUGCUAUAUUUGAGUCUGUCAGGAGGAUGGGAGAGAGAAACUGAGAGUCAGGGCGAGAGAGAGACGGUGCCACAGCAGCGAUUAUUGAAAAGGAGUCCUUAUAUGUUUUGAUUCAGUUCAGGUCCUGAGCAUCAGUUUUCAGUCACACCUAGUUCAACACCUGUUCUGUGGAGAUCAUUUCUGUUUUGAAGGACAACUUCUGAACAGACAGUAGGAGAGUUAAGGCUAAGCUUUAAUGAAGAAACAUCAACGCUGCUGACAACUGCACAAAAAGGGACUGAAGGCCUUUGUGACCAAUGAUGUGGUUGUCAUGGAAACUGUUUCUGUUUCUGUCACUCACUGGCUGUCUUUCAGAGUAUUCAGAAGCUGUUCCUGGUCUCCCCACUUCGUAUGCUGCUAUCUUAAGAAUCAAAUCUGGUAGUUCAUCUUUAGCCUCAUUUAAUUCAAAGAGCAGACCUCGAUUAGGGAGUCCUUCAUCAGGAAGUAUAUCUUCACCAGGCUGGAGAGGAGCUGCCCAACAUUAUCACUCCCCAACAAACCCCUACCACUUUUCAGAGGCCUUCAAACAUGAUGAAAGUGUUGAUUACGGGCCGGUGUUUGUACAAGAACCAGAUGAUGUGAUUUUUCCUACUGAUUCUGAGGAGAAGAAAGUAUCUCUGAAUUGUCAAGCUCGUGGAAAUCCCACUCCCACAUACAGAUGGCUUCGAAAUGGAACUGAGAUCGACAUUGGAAGUGAUUAUCGCUUCAGUUUAAUAGAAGGAAGCUUGAUCAUCAACAACCCCAGUGAAAUGAAAGAUUCUGGACAGUAUCAGUGUUUAACCACCAACAUGUUUGGCAGUAUUUUAAGCAGAGAAGCUGUUCUUCAGUUUGCAUACCUGGGGAACUUCAGUGGUCGGACAAGAAGUGCUGUUUCUGUGCGUGAAGGUCAAGGAGUUGUUCUGAUGUGCUCUCCUCCACUUCAUUCACCAGAGAUCAUCUAUAGCUGGGUAUUUAAUGAAUUCCCAUCUUUUGUGGCAGAAGAUAGCAGACGCUUCAUCUCUCAGGAGACAGGCAAUCUCUACAUCUCCAAGGUGCAAACAUCUGAUGUUGGCAGCUAUAUAUGCCUGGUAAAAAACACAGUAACAAAUGCCAGAGUUUUGAGUCCUCCUACACCUCUGACACUGAGAAAUGAUGGUGUGAUGGGGGAAUAUGAACCAAAAAUUGAAGUCCAUUUUCCUUACACAGUAACAGCUGCAAGAGGAAGUACUGUUAAGAUGGAGUGUUUUGCACUUGGCAACCCUGUUCCAACAAUCUCUUGGAGGAAAGUUAAUGGUCAUAAUCCAAGUAAAGCCCGCCUGAGAAAAUCCCAAGCUGUGCUCGAAAUACCUAAUGUGCAGCUAGAGGAUGCAGGAGUGUAUGAAUGUAAGGCUGAAAACUCUCGUGGAAGAAAUGUCUUCAGAGGACAGCUGCAAGUGUACACCUACCCACAAUGGGUGGAGAAACUUAAUGAUACUCAAUUGGACAGCGGGGAUCAACUCCGAUGGGAAUGUAAAGCCACUGGAAAGCCAAGACCCACAUAUCAUUGGCUGAAAAAUGGAGUUCCUCUCUGGCCACAGACCAGGAUUGAGAUGGUUAAUGGUGUUCUGAUGAUCCGCAGUGUGAAUGUCUCAGAUGCAGGAAUGUAUCAGUGCUUAGCAGAAAAUAAGUAUGGCACCAUUUAUGCCAGCGCUGAACUGAAGAUUUUAGCUUCAGCUCCCACGUUCCCACCAAAUCAAAUGAAGAAAACCAUAAUUAUUACCAAGGGCCAAGAAGUUGUCAUUGAGUGCAAGCCACAAGCUUCUCCAAAGCCAACUAUCACUUGGAAAAAAGGAGACAAAGCAUUAAGAGAGAGUAAGAGGGUAACUAUUCUUCCACAUGGGAGCUUGCGAAUCGUGAAUGCUUCUAAGUCAGAUGAAGGACGUUACUUAUGCCAAGGUGUCAAUGUCUUUGGAUCCGCAGAAAUCAUUGCAUCACUAUCUGUGAAAGAACCUACAAGAAUAGAGCUGACUCCCAAGAAGAUAGAGCUAACGGUUGGAGAAAGCAUUGUCCUCAGUUGCAAAGCCCUUCAUGACAGCACUCUAGAUGUCACCUUCUAUUGGACACUCAAUGGGCAGCCAAUUGACUUUGAAAAAGAAGGUGGACACUUUGAAAGCAUCAAGGCACAAGCAUCCUCUGCAGAUUUAAUGAUCAGGAACAUUCUCCUGAUGCAUGCUGGGAGAUAUGGCUGCAGGGUUCAGACCGCAGCGGACACCGUGUCAGAUGAGACGGAGCUGCUUGUUAGGGGUCCUCCUGGUCCCCCAGGGGUUGUAAUAGUGGAGGAAAUUACAGACAACACAGCAACACUCUCCUGGAGUCCUGGGGCAGACAAUCACAGCCCUAUAUUCCUCUACAACCUACAAGCACGCAGUCCAUUUUCUCUUGGCUGGCAGACUGUAAAAACAGUUCCAGAUGUAAUAACUGGUGACAUGGAGUCUGCCAUGGCUGUUGAACUGAACCCUUGGGUAGAGUAUGAGUUCAGAGUUGUAGCAACUAAUAAAAUUGGGACUGGAGACCCAAGCGCACCAUCGCGAGUGAUCAGAACCAAUGAAGCAGUUCCAAAGACACCUCCAGCUAAUGUAAGUGGCAGAAGUGGAAGGAGGCAUGAAUUAGUAAUAGCUUGGGAGCCCGUGUCAGAAGAGUUUCAGAGCGGAGAAGGAUUUGGAUAUAUUGUAGCCUUCAGACCUAAUGGAACACGUGGCUGGAAGGAAAAAAUGGUGACAUCUUCAGAUGCCUCGAAGUUCAUCUACAGAGAUGAAAGUGUGCCACCUCUUACUCCUUUUGAAGUGAAAGUUGGUGUUUACAACAACAAAGGAGAUGGUCCCUUCAGCCCUAUUGUAGUCAUCUGCUCAGCUGAAGGAGAACCCACUGCUGCUCCCAUCGAUGUCAAAGCUACGAGUUUGUCUGUAUCAGAGAUUCUUGUUGCGUGGAAACAUAUUAAAGAAAGUCUAGGAAGACCGCAGGGAUUUGAGAUUGGUUACUGGAAAGACAUGGAGCAGGAAGAAGCAGCAGAAAAGGUCAAAACUGAAGGAAAUGAGUCAUCCAUUCUCCUGACAGGAUUAGAAGGAAAUACAUUGUAUCACCUAACAGUAAGGGCAUACAAUGCUGCAGGGUAUGGACCACCUAGCGCUGCCGUGCGUGCAGCCACCAAGAAGUCCCCUCCCAGCCAAGCACCAAGCAAUAUCAUGUGGAUACAGGAUGGCUCUCAUGUGUCUCUUGGCUGGGAACCAGUAAGACCUCUAGCUAAUGAAUCUGAUGUAAUGGGAUACAAGGUAUUAUUUAGGCAAGAAGGCCAGAGCAACAGUCAGGUUAUAGAAACACAGAAAACCUCUGCAGUGGUCCUUCUUCCUGAUGUUGGUGUCUACAUCAUUGAGGUUUGUGCUGUCAGUGAAGGAGGUGAUGGUACCGCGAGCCCCCAGAUCAGAGUUCCAUCUUUUUCAGGAGGGAAAGUAACAAGUGCUCAGUCCACCUUACAUGUGUUUUCCACUUCCUCGUCGUCUGUAACAUUGCUCUUGGCUUUAAUGGUUCCUUCAACCUCAUGGUGAAGACUGCAGUCUUUGUUGUUGUUGUUAUUUGUUUGCUCUAGCUUGAUGACACCAAGGGAUGGAGUUUUAUGUCCCUGGAGAAACUGGAAACACAAGCUAAUGCUGAAAGACCCUUAGAAAUGCCUGUGGUGCACUUAGAGGAGUGUCGGAGACAAGUUCAAUAAUUCAUCAGGUUUUCUUCUCUUCUUUAUUUGUAAAAGUCCUCUGGGGAGGGGACGCUUCUUGGCCCAAAAAAUAUGCAGAUUGUAUGUAAUAAACUUUUGUAAGUAAAGGUAAUUCCUGUCAAAUGUACUUUACUUUUUUAAAAUGUUCAAUUUUGGUGACCCCAGUCAUGUAUCAUUAGGUGUUUAAACAGUGGUGUCUAGUACAGUACAUCUGUUUGGUUUGGGGAAGAAAACCCUUUUUUAAACACAGAAUGAAGCCUGAUACGGCUUUGUCAAAUACUUUCCUUGGACCUCCCAUGACUGGCUGUUCCUGAUGACAAGGGAGAAAAAUACAGCUUUGUUAAUUAGCAAAGGAGUUGUCAAUAAAAUACUAGACAGCACACUCAACGUGGCAAAAUGAAGCAGGAAAGCCAUUUAUUUUACUGCAAGGUAAAUGGAAGAUGAUUAAACACAAACUUGAAAGGAAACAAGCUUGGGUUUCUUUAUCAAAUACCACAUGAUUUAAUGUCAAAUGAAUCAAAUAUCUAAUAGCAGAUAAAAAAGAUCAAUUCCUCAUGCAUAUAACAAUGAAAACCCCACUGGGCAUUUAAACACAUAUAGGCUGCUAAGUGGACAAAUAAAGCAAUGAAAGGAGACAAACCUACAGUUUUCCAACCACUUCUCAGCUGUAACUAUGGUGU